Messenger RNA from Vidua chalybeata, 1234 nucleotides. It is a transcript of the gene CAPSL, whose product is annotated as calcyphosine like. Gene Ontology annotation, molecular function: calcium ion binding. The transcript is spliced from 5 exons. Bases 73 to 696 code for a protein of 207 amino acids. The record is from RefSeq and is a predicted model, not a curated record. Lineage: Eukaryota; Metazoa; Chordata; Aves; Passeriformes; Viduidae.
ACAACACUAUCCAAGCCUCCCAAACACUUUCCAGUCUGGAGUGAAAACCCCAAGUUCAGAAGAGUAUUAGAGAUGGGCACAGCAAGGCAUGACCAAGAGAUGGCAAUCAAUGCAAAAAAAAGCCUGCCCAAAAUCACUAACCCUCUAGAAAGACUUCGCCUGCAGUGCUUAGCAAGGGGAUCUGCAGGCAUCAAAGGACUCGGCAGAGUAUUUAGGAUUAUUGAUGGUAACAAUAGCAGAACCCUUGAUUUCAAUGAGUUUCUGAGAGGACUACGUCAUUAUGCUGUGAUGAUCAAUAAGGAAGAAGCACAAGAGAUUUUCCGGAUAUUUGAUAAAGAUGGCAAUGGAACAAUUGAUUUUGAUGAAUUUCUUAUUACACUGAGACCUCCCAUGUCCAGUGCAAGAAAAGAGAUUGUCAUGCAGACAUUUCAGAAGUUAGACAAGACUGGAGAUGGUGUCAUAACAAUUGAAGAUUUACGUGGGAUGUAUAAUGUAAAACAUCAUCCCAAAUACCUAAAUGGAGACUGGACAGAAGAUCAAGUUUUUAGAGCCUUUCUGGAUAGUUUUGAUUCACCCUAUGAAAAAGAUGGGAAGGUCACAACAGAAGAAUUCAUGAACUACUAUGCCGGAGUCAGCGCUUCAAUAGACACAGACGUCUACUUUAUCAUCAUGAUGAAGAAUGCUUGGAAACUCUAAUCAUAUAAUUAAAGAAGCAUGACUUUUCUUUCACCUUUUAUAGGUUCCUCUGAUUAAGUGUAUGCACAGCAACACCCUCCUGUUCCAUUACAACAGUUUCCAGUAACUGUGCCAAUUAAUUUCAAUCUGCAGAAUUAAUUCCCAGAUGCUUCAGUAGGCUCAGCCUCAGGGGAUCAGAGCAUAAUCAGAGAUCUGGCAUUUGGCCACCCCACACAUCUGUCCUUUUUCUCUUUCCAUCCCUGGUAUGUCUUUUCUUUUCUGAAAUGAGCUGCUCUUUUCUUUUCUGACAUCUGCAGUAGGUUGCUGUGGCUCCUGAAUAUCCCAUUGCAAUGUUAGAUACAGCUCUGUUUUGCAGAGGAUGCAAGAGAUGGAAACCAAAAUAUUCUAAAGUGUGGUGGUCUUGGAGAGGCUGUUAUAGACAGGCUAUAAAUGGAGGGAAGUCUGUCCCAAGAAAGUCAUGUAGACCUAUCACCUGUAGCACAGCAGUAUCUCUUGGCUUUGUGGGUCUCACUAGUGUGAUACAGCAACUGCUGAUCUU